Molecule: messenger RNA, 1623 nt
Organism: Callorhinus ursinus (northern fur seal)
Lineage: Eukaryota; Metazoa; Chordata; Mammalia; Carnivora; Otariidae
Gene: CDCP2
Product: CUB domain containing protein 2
Source: RefSeq, a predicted model, not a curated record
AUGCUGGCAGAGCUGGGGUCCUGUCUGCUGCUGGUGGUGGUGCUGCUGGGCCCAGGUCCCAGGGCCCAUGCUAUGAAAGGUAUCAAAUGUGGGGGUGUGCUCUCAGCACCUUCCGGAAACUUCUCCAGCCCCAACUUCCCCAGGCUCUACCCCUACAACACAGAGUGCAGCUGGCUGAUUGUGGUGGCCGAGGGCUCCUCGGUGCUGCUCACUUUCCACGCCUUCGACCUGGAGUACCACGACUCCUGCAGCUUCGACUACCUGGAGGUGUACAACGGGGCCUCGGGGGACAAGGGCAGCCUGCUGGGGAGGUUCUGCGGCCGGGUGCCCCCACCACCCUUCGCCUCCUCCUGGCACGUCAUGUCUGUCGUCUUCCAUUCAGACAAGCACGUGGCCAGCCGAGGCUUUUCUGCCGGCUACCAGAAAGAUGUGUGUGGUGGUGUCCUAAUGGGCCUUUCAGGGGUCCUUACCAGCCCUGAGUACCCGGACAACUACCCCAACAACGUGGAGUGCCACUGGGUGAUCCACGCCUCCGGCCCUGCCACUGUCAAGCUGGUGUUCGUGGACUUCCAGGUGGAGGGUAGUGAGGAGUGCACCUAUGACUACGUGGCUGUGCUUGGGGGGCCUGGCCCCGCCCGCGGGCAUCACUACUGUGGCAGCACCCGGCCCCCAACUCUUGUGUCCCUGGGCCACGAGCUGCAGGUGGUCUUCAAGUCUGACUUUAACAUUGGAGGCCGGGGCUUCAAGGCCUACUACUUCUCAGGGGAAUGCCAGGAGGUAUACACGGCCGUGCGGGGCAACUUCUCCAGUCCCCAGUACCCCAGCGCCUACCCUAACAACAUUCACUGCCACUGGACCAUCCGCCUGCCUCCAGGCUACCGGGUCAAGGUGUUCUUCCUAGACCUGGACCUGGAGGGUCCCAACAGCCUGACCAGGACCUGUGACUUCGACCAUCUGGCAGCCUUCGAUGGGGCCAGCGAGGAGGCCUCCCUGCUGGGGAAUUGGUGCGGCCACCACCUGCCAGCACCGGUCACCUCGAGCCGCAACCAACUUCUGCUUCUACUGCACACGGACCGCAGCACCACCCGAAGGGGCUUCUCCGUGGCCUACAUUGGAGUUGUGCCCAUGAACGUGAGCUGCUCCCGCACGGACUUCCAGAUCCUGAUCCCCGCACAGGCUCUGGCACCGCUGGAGCGGACCAAGGUCUACCUGGGCAGCCGCAGCUGUGCCGCCCAGGAAGCCGGCGGCACCUUCCGGAUCCAGGCCCGCUUUGACACCUGCGGCACCGAGUCUCAGCGGAGGAACAACACCUCAGUGAUUGUCAGCAUGCUGUACAUCGACUUCUCGGCUGGCGGGCAGGAGGACAUCCAUGAGUAUGAGGUCCGUUGUGAGCCACGGCGCAAGGAGGCUUCUGUCCACCUGCUAUCUGGCUCCAACCGGCUUGGGCCCUAUGCCGCCACAGCUGAGCAUCUUCAGGAAGCGCCACCCAGGGAUGAGGUGGAGGCCCUGGAGGGCCCUGUGGCCAUGGUGCCUCAGGACACCAGUGACAUUGUCUUCCUGGGCCUUUGCAUCCUGGCCGGAGCCCUCAUGGUCGUUGCCAUCGUGGUCCUGAUGCUGCUGUGA